Molecule: messenger RNA, 1098 nt
Organism: Rhipicephalus microplus (southern cattle tick)
Lineage: Eukaryota; Metazoa; Arthropoda; Arachnida; Ixodida; Ixodidae
Source: RefSeq, a predicted model, not a curated record
UUUGUGAGGCAACAAACUCCGACAAUGAGGUAAUGUUAUGAUCGCUUGAAAAAAGCCUGCAGGACGUUUUUAAAAGGCAAGGUGAAGCUAGAACUAAAACUUACUUUGCAGGAACACUUUGCACUGUACAGAGAGCAAAAUGGCCAUUAAAAGUCAUGCGCCUGAAGAUUGUUCUUAAAAGACCACCUGCCAUUCCACAUAACUUUCCAGGCACUCACAUAAGUGUGACUCGUGGUGGCAGCAGUGCCUGCUGGGCAGUGGUCGUGGUUACCCCCAUCAUGCGACGAGCUCAUAACCUCGAGCUGGCAAGGGAGAUCGUCUUUGUUGAUUCGACUGCCUCAUGCGACACCACCAAAUGCACAGUAACAGUGGUGCUGACUGCGACCAAGGCUGGUGCUGUCCCACUCGCAGUACUAAUUCACAAGGAGCAGAGCACCGAUGGCUACCUGGCUGCUUUCAAGCUCCUCAAGGAAGCCCAUCCUCUCUGCUUUGGAGGCCAACCAGCCCCACAGGUACUCAUGAGUGACAAUUCGAGUGCUGAGAAGGCCGCCCUGCAGCAGACAUGGCCGUCAGCAAGGCAGCUUUUGUGCCAUUUUCAUGUGGCACAAGCGGAGUGGCGCUGGCUGACGACAUCUCACAACUCUGUCGACAAAGACCAGAGGAGACGAUUCAUGUCUGCCUUCCAACUGGCAAGUUUUUUUGCAAUCUAGUUGUAACUCUAGCUCUAAGAUACGAGGUGCAUUCGUUGCAUCUGCACUUAGUGAACAAAUUCACAAUGGUCUGCUAUUUUAGCAUUCGUUUCAUGUUUCCAAGAUGAUGGCGCUGGCAUAGCAGCAUAGGUGUAUAAAAAGCACAGCUGUCCUGCAAGGCUAGUGCAUGAAUUACCUUCACUUCCUCGUGAUAUAAUUUGGAGUGUAUGCCGCACAAGAUGCCCUAAUCUGCAGAUGACAACGCAGACAGUAUUUGUGUCCAUUUUAAUCACAUUUAAAAAGUACACCAGUAAACGUCUGGUGGGUUCAAAUGAUUUCAAAUGCCAUAAAAUGAGGCUUGUACAAAUAUUCAAAUGCUUUGAAUAUUCAAAUGAAUAAUGCAGUAAUC